GCUGUUGUCAAGUCAGAUGACAAGUAUGUCUUCAUAAAUGUCACCGAGAGGCAAAACUGCACAGCGGAGGUACAGGGACACGCGCCGGGCGGGCUGGCACAAGAAGCUUGAGUGGAGACUGCGCUCGAGUGGCAGGUGUACGCGCACCUUACAGCGCAGAACUUAGCAUCGAUAAAAGCAAAAGAACGGAAUUCUGCUUUUUAAAGUUAAUUGCGAAUCACCGGGGGAAAGAUCGCUCUCGUUGGUUUCAGCGUGAAUCUGACGUUCAAAAAGAAGCAAGCAUGGGUGUCAGGAGCUUCGGCUGGCAGAGAUAUCAACAGACAUUCCGCACACAUUAAUGCACCCACAGUUACCCCAGCAGAGCACAAUACCACAGGAAAACACUCAAGCACACCAUGCUCCUGUAGUACACACUACCUGCUGCAUACAAGGGCAAAAACCAAACACACGCAGAGGCACACCCAUACAUAUACACACACGUAUAUGCACAGGCAUAAACAUACAGGUACAUUCACAGAUACAUAAGUACACGUGUUCACACAUACACACAGACACACAGACGAACACACGCACGCACACACACACACGCACACAUACACGCACAAACACACGCACACACAAGACACGCACAAACACACGCACACACAAGACACGCACACACACACACACACACACACAAAAUGUUGUCAGAGAACUCCAGCUCCAGGGUCCAGAGCCCGACCAACCUGUCGGUGAGCGUGGUGGAGCAGGUGUCCCAGUCGCUGCAGUAUAAGACGGUGUCGGUGUUCCUGGUGCUGCUGGUCUGCUGCAUGGGCAUUGUGGGGAACAUCAUGGUGGUGCUGGUGGUCCUCACCAGCCGCCACAUGCGCACACCCACCAACUGCUACCUGGUCAGCCUGGCGGUGGCCGACCUCAUCGUGCUGGUGGCCGCCGGCCUGCCCAACAUCUCCGACAGCCUGACGGGCACCUGGGUGUACGGGCACGCCGGCUGCCUGGGCAUCACCUACUUCCAGUACCUGGGCAUCAACGUGUCCUCCUGCUCCAUCACCGCCUUCACCGUGGAGAGGUACAUCGCCAUCUGCCACCCCAUGACGGCGCAGACGGUGUGCACGGUGUCGCGGGCCAAGCGCAUCAUCGCGGGCGUGUGGGCGCUCACCUGCGUCUACUGCCUGCUCUGGUUCUUCCUGGUGGACAUCCAGGUGACCGCCGACCGGCGGGUGCAGUGCGGCUACCGGGUGUCGCGCGACCUCUACCUGCCCGUCUACCUCAUCGACUUCACCAUCUUCUACGUCCUGCCGCUGCUGCUGGCCAUCGCGCUGUACGCCCUGAUCGCGCGCGCGCUCUGCCUCAGCUCGCUGCCCCACCCCUCCCCCUCGGCCAGCGGCACCACGCUGCGCCGCAGCUGCCGGGAGCCGUCCGGCGGCACCGCCAAGGGCAGCCGCCGCGCCCGCCCCCGCAGCGCCCUGUCGUCCCGGAAGCAGGUGACAAAGAUGCUGGCGGUGGUGGUGGUCCUGUUCGCCCUGCUGUGGAUGCCCUACCGCACGCUGGUGCUGGUCAACUCCUUCGUGGCCACGCCCUACCUGGACGCCUGGUUCCUGCUGUUCUGCCGGACCUGCAUCUACGCCAACAGCGCCAUCAACCCGGUGGUGUACAACGCCAUGUCGCAGCGCUUCCGCUCCGCCUUCCGGAGCCUGUACCGCUGCCAGGCCCAGGCCGCGCACCGCCGGACCCCCUCCGCGCUCACCGUCGGCCACAGCAUCAACCACGGCCCCGCCGCCAACGGCAGGGAGCGGCCGGGCGGGAGGGUCGCCGCGGAGACGGAUAAGCGGGGAAAGGAGCAGGGAGACGCCGGGAUCUCGGAUUGCUGGAAGAAGGACACGCCCACUGCAGGGAAAGACACGCCCACUGAUGUGGAAAAGGACACGCCCACUGCAGGGGAAGACACGCCCACUGAUGUGGAAAAGGACACGCCCACUGCAGGGAAAGACCAGCCUACUGAUGUGGAAAAGGCCACGCCCAGCACAGAGGAGAAGAAGGAGGAAGAGAUGAACCACAGUUCUGUGUGACUUAUUAUUAUUAUUAUUAUUAUUAUUAUUAUUAACACAGAUACAAUAAAAACAAAAGGGAACUUUUUUUUCCUCACAUUUACAAAUAGUCACACUGCCUUUCUGUCAGUAUAUACAUCCCUCGCAAUUAUAUCACACAUUUCGCAGUUUAAAUCACAGAGUACACAGCAGUACUGUUCUGUGAUUUCACUCCGAAUGGAACACCUUAUGGUUAUAGGUGGGGUGUCCUCUCCGGGCAGGGUGGGGUUCACAUAGGGGGCGUGUCCUCUCCGGGCAGGGUGGGGUUCACAUAGGGGGCGUGUCCUCUCUACGCGGGGCGGGGUUCACUUAGGGGGCGUGUCCUCUCUACGCAGGGCGGGAUUCACAUAGGGGGCGUGUCCUCUCUACGCAGGGCGGGGUUCACAUAGGGGGCGUGUCCUCUCUACGCAGGGCGGGGUUCACAUAGGGGGCAUGUCCUCUCUACGCAGGGCGGGGUUCACAUCGGGGCGUGUCCUCUCUACACAGGGCAGGGUUCACAUAGGGGGCAUGUCCUCUCCAAGCAGGGCAUGUCUUUUCUAUAGACAUCUGUACUACAAGAGGAUUCGACAUUGGUCAUUUUGUUCAUUUCCUAAUUGGCAUUCAUAUUUAAACCAAUUAUACCGUAAGAUGAACAAAGCGAUUGCACAGGGUCUGAACCCCAGUGUGUCAGUAUACCGUUUACAUACCAGUCUGUGCCACCAGGACAGAUUACAGCACAGUCAUUUUACCCUGCUGACACUGCAUCACUAAUUGUUCCAAUGAUUUCUCCAGUAUUAAGGAUUUAGGUAAGUCACUGUUUGGUUGAAACAAUUUUAUUUAUUGAUCUUGAUAUUGUGCCAGUAGUGUAUUUUCCAAAGUUCUUUGUCUGAAUUUGUAUCUGAACAGUGAGAAUCUGCAGAUCUGCAGAAGAUCUAUACGUUUUGUGCCAGUCUGUGAUGUACAGUAUUCGCUUACAGUACUACAUGCAUUAUAGUUUUGUCAAAAUGUAAUAAA
This is a messenger RNA of Anguilla rostrata (American eel), 3077 nucleotides long. Its product is annotated as thyrotropin-releasing hormone receptor-like. The coding region runs from base 681 to 2066 and encodes 461 amino acids. Gene Ontology annotation, molecular function: thyrotropin-releasing hormone receptor activity. Gene Ontology annotation, biological process: phospholipase C-activating G protein-coupled receptor signaling pathway. Gene Ontology annotation, cellular component: membrane. The transcript is spliced from 4 exons. The record is from RefSeq and is a predicted model, not a curated record. NCBI's taxonomy places the organism in Eukaryota, Metazoa, Chordata, Actinopteri, Anguilliformes, Anguillidae.